Messenger RNA from Caenorhabditis angaria, 527 nucleotides. NCBI's taxonomy places the organism in Eukaryota, Metazoa, Nematoda, Chromadorea, Rhabditida, Rhabditidae. The record is from the annotation of a GenBank genome assembly.
AUGAUUAAUGCUUUAUAUUACGGGUUUUGCGAGGUUUAGAGCAAUAAAAUAUGGUAGAUUUUCAAGUUGAAGAUUUCAGGCGCUUUCAAUUAACACCACAAGUCGGUCAUUGGAAGAAAAAGUCAUCGAAACUUUGGAAAAUGCUCAAAUCUCAGGAAAAAUUCCACGAACACUACCGAAAGAUAGUGAAAUAUCAAUAGAAGUGUCUAAAUAUGGAUUGAAAAUUUUAUCGAAACUACGGAUACCUUUAUUGAACCUCAUUCUUGUCACAAUAUUCGAUGAUGGCUUUGGAAAGUGAGUUGAUUUUUUACACAAAAUAAAAAAGAUCAAAUCUUGAUUUUUGUAGAGUGAAUGGUGUAAUUGUGGAAAACUGCGAUGGAACAUAUAAAAUGCAUCUGAUUCAAUUUCUCACCGAAAUCUCAGCUCACAAACUUUGCAAACUUGUCAACGAAACAUUUCAAGAGGCCGAAGAAGCUAGACAUCUUUUAGAAACUACAGAACCCCCAAGUCCUUCAAUAAAUAUUUGA